Ogataea angusta is the source of this 1824-nucleotide messenger RNA. RefSeq lists its product as uncharacterized. The transcript has a single exon. NCBI's taxonomy places the organism in Eukaryota, Fungi, Ascomycota, Pichiomycetes, Pichiales, Pichiaceae. Gene Ontology annotation, molecular function: protein binding. The coding region runs from base 1 to 1824 and encodes 607 amino acids. The record is from RefSeq and is a predicted model, not a curated record.
AUGAGUGUGCUUCAGAAGGUGUGCAAGAGCCCAGACUCGAACGGUCUGGAGCAAGUGAUGAGCAACAGCAUCACGUCGGGGCCUUCUUCGCAGCAGGAAAUACAGCGGACUGACAAUUCAUCCCCCGAAGAUCCCCCUAAUAAAUCCAUAGUGACGCCAUUCCUCACCAGCCAUUUGCAAGACCAGGACGACUGCGAAAAACGAUUUUGCUACAGGCACAAUCCCAAAGUCCGGUUCGACCGUCGUUCUGACGAGACAAAGAUGCGGGAGAUCCAGUCCGAGCUCGAGAAGCUCCCUCGCCGCGAUAAGGAGGCGAUUUCCCACGUGUGGUCCAUCUUCAGCGCCGCCCCCACGCAACACCGCAGCCUCAUCCUCAAAGGGUUGCUCAGCCAGUGUUGUUUCCCGCAACUGUCGCUCAUUUCGCAGGAAGUUUCCAAACUGAUCAAGAUCGACUUCAUUGAGACGCUGCCGAGCGAGAUAGCGCUCAAAAUUCUGUGUUAUCUGGACUGCCAGAGCCUUUGCAAUGCUGCCCAGGUCUCCACGAGGUGGAAGCAGCUGGCCGACGAUGACAGGGUCUGGAGAUAUAUGUGCGAACAGCACAUCGACCGGAAGUGUCCUCAGUGCGGUUGGGGGCUACCACUGAUGGCAGUCAAGAAACUGCAGGAAUGUAGCCGCAGACGCAGAAGCAACGACAUGGACUCUACAGAGUCUAUUGUCGAGCGGCUGCCGCCAAGACUCGACGACUGCAAGCCAGACGUCAAAAGACAGAAGGUCAACAAGAAACGGCCCUGGAAGGCAGUUUACUCGGAGCGAUACACCGUUGAGCGCAAUUGGAGAAAGGGAUUAUACAAGAUUAAACGGUUUGAGGGCCACAUGGACGGCGUUCUGUGCUGCCAGUACGACAACAACAAUUUGCUGAUGACGGGGUCUUACGACAAGACUAUCAAGAUUUGGAACGUGGAGACAGGAAAACUGCUGCGCACGCUGACGGGCCACACACGAGGCGUGCGCACGCUCGCAUUCGACGACCAGAAACUCAUCACCGGGGGUCUGGACUCCACCAUCAAGGUCUGGAACUACCGCACGGGCCAGUGUAUAUCCACGUACACGGGCCACGAGGAAGGCGUGAUCAGCGUCGACUUUCACGAGAAACUCAUCGUUUCAGGCUCGGCAGACAACACGGUCAAGGUUUGGCACGUCGAGUCGCGCACGUGCUACACGCUGCGUGGCCACACCGACUGGGUUACCUGUGUGAAGAUCCAUCCGAAGAGCAACACGCUUUUCAGCGCUUCGGACGACUCCACGGUGCGCAUGUGGGACCUGAACACGAACGAGUGUCUGAGGGUGUUUGGAGGAGUCGAGAACAACGGCCAUGUUGGCCAGAUCCAGUGUGUGAUACCAUUUUCGCUGAAGGACGCCAUCGUGACCGAUUUCGACGAGAAGCUGACCGACGAAUCCGAAAAACAGACCGAUGAACAGACCCAGAGUGACCAGGACUUUGUUCUGCAGAACCCAGAGCUCCCAACGCACCUCCUCACUGCCUCUCUGGACAACACCAUCAAGCUCUGGGACCUCAAGACCGGCAAGUGUGUCCGGACCCAGUUUGGCCACAUCGAGGGUGUUUGGUCCAUUGCAGCAGAUACGUUCCGUAUCGUGAGUGGUGCCCACGACAAGCUGAUCAAGGUCUGGGACCUGCAAACUGGAAAAUGCAUGCACACGUUUGCCGGUUCCAGCGCGCCGAUCACGUGCGUGGCGCUGGGCGAUUCGAGGUUUGUUUGUGGUCUGGAGAACGGCGACGUGAAGAUGUAUUGUUUCGACGCAUAG